Messenger RNA from Macrosteles quadrilineatus (aster leafhopper), 3241 nucleotides. Its product is annotated as synaptotagmin-5. Gene Ontology annotation, molecular function: syntaxin binding; calcium ion binding; clathrin binding. Bases 159 to 1778 code for a protein of 539 amino acids. Gene Ontology annotation, biological process: regulation of calcium ion-dependent exocytosis; regulation of dopamine secretion; calcium-ion regulated exocytosis. The record is from RefSeq and is a predicted model, not a curated record. Gene Ontology annotation, cellular component: membrane. The transcript is spliced from 11 exons. NCBI's taxonomy places the organism in Eukaryota, Metazoa, Arthropoda, Insecta, Hemiptera, Cicadellidae.
UGCUGGCCGCGCCACCAUCGCAGUUCUCCCGCCAGUCGGUAGUGUUCCCGCCGUUCCGCUCACCCCCACAGCUGAUCGUACCUCUGCUAACAUAUUGUUCACAUUUGCCGGUGUAACUCACAACCGGCAACGUGUAUCCGUUUAAGGUGUACUACACCAUGACCUCCUCGGCAGUGCUCGGAGCUGCCACAGGUACGGGCCUCGCCCUCCUGGUGGCCAUGACCAUAGUGGUCUACCGCUACUACUCGUCCAGGCGCUGGGGCAAGGAGUGGAACUACAAGGGGUCGUGGACUGCCGGACCUGCUACUUACUACUACCGCAAACAACAGCAACAGCAGCAGCCCUACGUUACUACACAGAAGGUUUUCAAUGUGGCCAAGGAGCAGCAUGUAGUACAACCUGUGGCAACAGUAGCAGCGCAUGCUGUCAAUACAGAACUACUCCACUCUCCUCUGGAAGUGUCUCCCGGAGCAGUGCUGACCCACCAGUCCCGGUCUUAUCCUGGGGUCCAGGGACAUCUAUCCCGAACUCCCUCUGUUUCUUCCCAGAGUAGCCUGGACAGCAGCAUAUCCAAGCAGAGUCAUCGAGGGUCAUCUCCGCAGAUCAGGACAUUUGCUCCGGAUGGACGAGGAGUGCUUUCCAGGGUUGCCACCACUACAGAGCGAGAACCUCCUCCUCGCUCCCCUUCACCUCACCGCUCCCCCUCCUUCGACUCUAGAGCUCCCCCCUCUCCUGCAGGGGAUAUCCGGACACCGUCUCCCUCUCAGUCUUCCCUGGUAUCUGUCUGCUCUUCCCCAGUUCCCCAGUCCCCCAGGGCUCGAUGUCUCUCUCCCCUGCUACUUCCCCCAAGGAACCAAUCGCAAGAGCAGCAACAACCACCCGCCUCGCCACUCGGCACCCUCCAACCGGACCUUUACCAGAAGCGAGAAGGUCCUCUGUUCCUCCAAGGUCAGAGAGGAAGUCCGUCUCUUGGCCGACUUCAUCUACGACUCAAGUAUGACUUUGACCGGUCUGAUCUCCACGUGCAUUUGAUAGAGGCUCACGAUCUUGCUGGAAGUGGUCAGGGAGGUUUCAAUGAUCCUUAUGUAAAGCUCACCAUGUCUCCUGAAGUUGAUUCUCGUAAACGUCAAACUGUCAUUCACCGAAACGAUCCAAACCCCUUCUUCGACCAACACUUCAAGUUCCCUGUGUCCCACGAGGACCUCAAAGACAAAACGUUGAUCCUUCAGGUUUUUGACUACGACCGGUUCUCAAGGAAUGAUGUGGUUGGAGAGGUGAGGGUGAAUAUGCUUGACCUUGAUGUGACCUCCAGUGUGGAAGUCUGGGGAGAUAUCACCAAGCACAAGAAGCCGCCAGAAGAGCUACAAGAAGUGUUAUUGUCUCUGAGUUACCUUCCGUCAGCUGAGAGACUUACUGUGGUUCUACUCAAGGCUCGAAACUUAUUCCGCCCACAGAACAAAGAUACUAUAGAUCCUUUUGUCAAGGUUUAUCUCCUGAGCAGUGGCAAAAGAGUGAAGAAAAAGAAAACUGCUACAAGAAAGGCAACUACAAACCCUGUUUGGAACGAAGCCUUGACUUUCAACAUUUCAUCAGCUAAUCUGGCUCUCUCUGCGAUUGAGGUUUGCGUGAUGGACGGCGGCAGUGAUCUGAUUGGCAACUCUCCUCUACUCGGCUGUUGUGUGAUUGGUCCACAUGAGGAGGGCCCAGGACAGGACCAUUGGACGGACAUGACGCAGAGCCCUCGCAAAGCUGUGGCUAUGUGGCACACUCUACGAUAGAACUAGAAAGGUGUCACAUGAAAGGUGUCAUGUUUGUUCAUUGAGGAUGACAACAAAAUAAAAGUCAACAUCUCGGCAAGACGACGUCUCCAGUAACCUAUCUUAUGUCGUCUUGAUACAUUUUUUAAAUGGCAUGCUGGAAAUGAAAUCUAUGGAUCAAUUAUUUACAAUUCCACUAUAUUUUAUUUUGUCCACUUCUUAGCCAAUAUUUGUGAUUAUUGGUUUGGAGCAUAACUAUCACAUCAAUCUAUUGUUGAGUGUUUUGUUUCAAGCAAAAAGACAUUCUUUUUAAAAUGUUCAGUUGUAUCAAACAAAUUAUUUGUUUACGUACAGUUUUUAUGUUUGUUUACUGUAAUAAUUCUCUUCCUGGGGCAAAAACUGUACUAUACUAUUAUAAUAAAAUAUGCCUGUAUGUAGAUGGUAUGCAUUUCACUAUCAACAGUAAAAGGAGCAAAACUUAUCAUUUAUCUUCAGUUAAAAACUUACAAAUUUUCUUUAAUGAAAUUAACAUUACCAACCCUACAACUAUUAAUCUUUAAGGGGAAAGUGGUCAAUUAUUUAAGCUUCAAUGCCUUACAAAAAUAAAUAUUUUCAAAUUUAAAGUUUAUAUUUUUAAUAUAUAUAAUAGGAAAGGUCUGGUCUGACGAUUGCGUAGUUUACUCAAAGGAUAAUUAUUCCUAGGAGUUCGUAAUUUAUUACCAAAAUAUGAGGUAGUUUUAAAAAAGUUUCUCUUUUACAGAUACGCAAUUUUAAAUUUUAUGUACUUAAUUAGAACAGUUGACGAUUAUUACUUAACUCUGUUUUAACGCCAGUUAUUCUUUUACUCCAAAAGUAGGCUAAAUCAACUCAAAAGUUAGAAGGAUAUUUUACAGAUCCCUAACAAUUUCAAAUAAGCCAUUACCUUUGGUUUAAUGUUCCAGCUAAGUGUAAAAAAACCAGACUUAGGGGAUUCAAAUUAAAGCUGGUACGCUUAUGCAUGUUUGUUGGUAGAUGUAAAGUAUGUUAUGGAGUAUUGUUUUUAUCUAACUUCAUGUUAGCCUGAGGUAUAUUUUGGAAACUAAAUAAUGGUUGUAUAUUUAUACAUAGAAAUUAUAACUAUAAUGAUUAUUAUUGCACACAGUUAUUCAUUUGCUUGAUAGUGUUGUAUUUGUGUACUUACAGUAAGAUUAAAUGUCAUUUAUAUAGUUUACAAUUUACUUCUAUCCGAACCUAAACAUUUACACUCAAUGCAAUGUAAUGGUAAGUUGGUAAGAGACCAUUAGUCUAUAAGCAUAUACCAACCAAAGUACCAAACAAUGUAGUUUAACAUAUCCGAGGCCAAGUAAUCCGUGUCAAUUCUUAAAAAUCUAAUACAGUACAAAAAAGUUAAAAAUAGUUGUAGAAGAAUCAGUCCUGUCAUUACAGCGCCAAAUUUAGCUCAAUAAUCCAAAACAGUGCUGUGUGUGUGUUGUAUGAGUUGAGGA